Molecule: messenger RNA, 1693 nt
Organism: Raphanus sativus (radish)
Lineage: Eukaryota; Viridiplantae; Streptophyta; Magnoliopsida; Brassicales; Brassicaceae
Product: proton pump-interactor 4
Exons: 5
Coding region: 99-1397 (432 amino acids)
Source: RefSeq, a predicted model, not a curated record
GUUUGGAUAUUCAAGAAGAAACAAAGAAACAUAAAAAAAUCGAAAUGUGAACGCAAAAUCGAGGCUUUUAAUCUUUAGAACUCAGCUUUCUCCUUCUUAUGGGAUCAACAAAAAGUCUGCCCUCUCUCUCUGUCGUACUACUUCCGAAACAUCUUCUCGAGCAAAUGGGUUCUUCUCCGGUUUCAAUCUGCGAUGCGCGACGGCUUGUAAUCGGGAAGUCAAACGGAGAUCUGUCGUCGAGAGAGACAACGGAGGAAGAAGACUACGCUGUGUUGUUCUCCGGUGAGGAGGAAGGAGAGUGGUGUGGAGAGAAUCGUUUUUGUUUCUACUUUGUUAAGCAGUUUGCUUACGAUGACCCUGAGAUUAAGGCUAAGAUCGAUGAAGCUGAUAAUGAGAUUUAUAAUUGUAACAGUGAGAGGAUUCACAUUGCUAACAGUUUGAAAGCCAAAAGGGCUGAGAGAUUGUCUUUGGUUGCUUCGUUGGAGAGUUUGACAAUGGAUCAAGAAGUUAACAGCUUGAGGGAGAGGUUAAGUGAGGUUAACAUGGAGAUGGAGUUGUUGGAUGCUCAAUUGGGUCGUGUGAUUGAUCAAAGAGACAGAGCCUUUCAAAGGAUUAAGUUCUUGAGGAUCCAACGAGACAAAGGGAAUGCUGCGUUUUUCCAGAGCCGUGUUGUCAUGAAGAAGGCUAUAGAGUUAGCUGCUUCUGGAAACUUUAGAGAUCUUGAAGAGCUUGCUAACUCCGAGGUUGAUAAAUUUAUGUCUCGUUGGAACAAUGACAAAGCUUUUAGGGAGGAUUACAAGAAAAGAAUCUUGCCUUCACUUGAUGAGCGGAUUAGGAGCUCAGAAAGUGAUGUAGAUACUGAGGAUAGAGAUGAAACAGUGGGGAACAUGGAAAUAGAAUUCAAGAGGUUUAGUAAUGAGGAGGAGGAGGAGGAGGAGGAGGAGGAGAGUGAUGAGAAGGAGGAAGAAGAGACUUUGAAGGAGAAGAAACGAGAAGAGCAGCUAGAGAAAGCUAAACUAGCGAUGGAAAGGAAAAGGAAGCUACAUGAGAAAGCUGCUGCUAGAGCUGCCGCAAGAGAUAAGAAGGAAGCUGAGAAGAAACUCAAGGAGCUUGAGAAGAGAGCUAAGAAGAAGAAGAAGGAUCUAGAGAGAACGCCAGAGACAGUCACUGAGGGAUCAGAGCAGGAGAAGAAUAGUAAGGAGAAACCACUAAAUGGGAGAUCAGCGAGUUGUAAACAGAGAAGUCUUAGGUACAGACAUCACAAGAAAGGAAACGACACUGUUCCUAAAGCCAUCUUAAAGCGUAGAAGAGCUCACAGGUUAUGGGUUUGGAGUGUUUUCUCUGCUGCACUUGCGCUCGCUCUAGCUCUCUUCAUUGUCUUCUAUUACCUUCGAUAAGUUAGAUUAGAAGCUGAUGGGAUUGGCAACAACGUCUGUCUUGUUUAGUGUCAUAAAAUUUCAGAGUAGCCAAGAAAUUUGCAUUCAUAGAGAGUUAUGAGGCCUCUCCAUGGAUUCAAAUGUCUUGACCAUCUUGAAAUUCAUGAUUCUAAACACAGACAGUUCGUAGUUUAUAUGUUUAGAUCUGUUUGUUGACUUUUAGGAGACCAAGAAUGCACUCUCUUAGUGGUGAGUAGCUUCAUAUUUGUAUAUACAUGGAAUCUUUUACAUAAACAGAACUUGUGGAUUGACACCAA